This is a messenger RNA of Knipowitschia caucasica, 387 nucleotides long. The record is from the annotation of a GenBank genome assembly. NCBI's taxonomy places the organism in Eukaryota, Metazoa, Chordata, Actinopteri, Gobiiformes, Gobiidae.
AUGGACUUUGGACUCCUCCGUCUCGCUUCCUGGCUCCGUAUCUCCCCCAUUCCAAACCCUCAGCGGCGCCUUCCUGUUUGCUAUCCUCGUCCUUGGGGGCUGGGGGAGUUACAACAUUCUUCGUCUGCGUGUGCAGCAUUUUGGAAAUAUACAUCAAUGGUUACCAUCGUGACCACCAUGAACACCAUGACCACGGUUACCAUCGUGACCACCAUGAACACCAUGACCACGGUUACCAUCGUGACCACCAUGAACACCAUGACCACGGUUACCAUCGUGACCACCAUGAACACCAUGACCACGGUUACCAUCGUGACCACCAUGAACACCAUGAACACCGUUACCAUCAUGAACACCAUGAACACACUGAACACGUUACCAUCGUGA